CUUCUGCUCUCUACCACCUUUCUGCAUUUGCCCUUCAAUACCGUUGCUACUCGUGUAUCAUGUCUUCAACACUAUCCUCAAGGAAAUGGCUGCUGAUCGCGCUUACAGGGCUCACCAUACUGACUGUCGUUGGCAUCUUCCAAGCUGUAUCUUACCUUGCUGACGGCUCUGCAGCCAAGGAGGUUGCUGGUGCGCGCGAGUGGAUCCUGAAUGGACUACGCGCAAAUACAUACAGCUUUAAGGCAGCAGCGAGCGCGCAGGCACUUUGACAGGUACCUGCAAGCAAUCCACCAACGGAUCCACAACGAGGAUCUGUACUCGUACUGCCACCAGAGCAACUUUAACGACAAAUUCAUACGGUCGGCCGAGCGGCGCUACAGGAAUCUAACCGACCCCUCAACAAACAUGCGCGUCUUUAUCGCUGUCAACCUGUAUAAUAGCGAAAAGAUCUUGCCCAAUAUGGCCGCACAGCUCCUGUCUUUUGCCCAGCUGCUGGGCAACCAUCGCGUUUUCAUCUCGAUGUAUGAGAACGGAUCUGGCGAUUUGACCAAAGAGAUUCUGCGUGAAUUCAGCCCGACAUUGGACGCAUUAAAUGUGCCGCACCGCAUUGUGGUCGAUGGCAAUCCCCGACCCUCCUCGUUCCACCGGAUCGAGUACAUGGCGCAGAUCCGAAACAAGCAUUGGAGCCGCUCUACGAGCAGUCGCGGGAGUACGACCGGGUUGUGUUCCUGAACGAUGUGUUCUUUUGCCCGUCCGACUUGAUGGAGUUGGUUUAUCAGGCGGAGACCCAAGGAUGCACAUUUGACGUGUGGCGAGGAUUUUGA
Messenger RNA from Linderina pennispora, 824 nucleotides. RefSeq lists its product as uncharacterized. Lineage: Eukaryota; Fungi; Kickxellomycota; Kickxellomycetes; Kickxellales; Kickxellaceae. Bases 211 to 732 code for a protein of 173 amino acids. The transcript has a single exon. The record is from RefSeq and is a predicted model, not a curated record.